Microcebus murinus (gray mouse lemur) is the source of this 4937-nucleotide messenger RNA. RefSeq names its product TLE family member 4, transcriptional corepressor (gene TLE4). Gene Ontology annotation, cellular component: nucleus; transcription regulator complex. The record is from RefSeq and is a predicted model, not a curated record. NCBI's taxonomy places the organism in Eukaryota, Metazoa, Chordata, Mammalia, Primates, Cheirogaleidae. Gene Ontology annotation, biological process: negative regulation of canonical Wnt signaling pathway; regulation of DNA-templated transcription. Gene Ontology annotation, molecular function: protein binding; transcription corepressor activity.
GCGCCCCAGAGCGGUCGCGUGGCCCGCUGGUGAUUGUAGUCAAUCUGGCCGUAUUCUCACGGUCGCCCCCAGCCACGGUCGCCGGGGGUGUACUACAUCUCCCGGGAUGCUCCGCGGUCCCUCCGCGAACGGUUGUGAAUAUGUAUCAGAAUGUUAAUGAUUAGCUGCUGCUAAAUUUGGUCAAAGAAGUCACCUACACAGAGCGUGUUGUUAGAGCUGUUCUGAGCGGGUGUUUGGGCUGUUGGCUGCUUUCUUCCCCCUCUCACACACUUGUAUAUUAUUUUGAGGUGGUGUUCGCAGAGUUUGAAAGGAGAGAGAAUUAAAAAAAAAAGCCGCAAGCGUUUCACUCUUUUAUUUUUAUAAUCCCCUUCAAUUUGGGGUUAAAAAAAAGACAAGAAAACAGGAAGGAAGAAAAAUAAGGAAAUGAGAUGUGGUAAAAGAAGCUAAAAGGUGCCUUUUAAAAGAUCGUUGCCGUGAAGUGAAAAAAUCUCCAGAGAAACCAAAAAGCACCGUCGAGACCUCUUCCGAACCAAAGGAGUUUGUGUUUGCUUUUAGGGAAGAAGAAAGAUUAUUCAUUCGGAGGAAUAACAACCAAUUAAAAGACAAAUAAAAAAAAGUUUGGAGUGGGACGAGAGCGAGCGAGCGGCGGGCGGCGGGGCGCGGAGCUCGCACUUUCCCGGCCGGGUGAGCGGCGGCCGCGGUGCCGGGCUCGGCGGGCGCGCCUCGGCGGAGCGAACGGCGGAGCGUUGCCGCGGGAGACGCGCGCCGGACAAUGCCCGCGGCGGGCCAGUGACGCCCGCGGGGAAUGCGGAGCGGCCCGGCCGCCGGCACCCAGCCGCCGCCGCCGCCGCGCGUUCCUGCUGCCCGCGUCACGCGAGACCCGGCGGGGGCCGGGACCGCCCGAGCCUCCCCUCGGACCCUGCCGGCCGCCUCCGCCGCCGCCUCCUCCUCGGGGCCAUUAAAGCCAAUGAGCCGCGCGCUUCUGCCUAGCGCAGCCAACUAAAUCGGUUUGGAUGAUUCGCGACCUGAGCAAGAUGUACCCGCAGACCAGACACCCGGCACCACAUCAGCCUGCUCAACCCUUUAAAUUUACAAUUUCCGAAUCCUGUGAUCGGAUUAAGGAAGAGUUUCAGUUUUUACAGGCUCAGUACCACAGUCUGAAGCUGGAAUGUGAGAAACUCGCCAGUGAGAAGACGGAGAUGCAGCGGCAUUAUGUCAUGUAUUAUGAAAUGUCCUAUGGGUUGAAUAUAGAAAUGCACAAGCAGGCAGAGAUUGUCAAGAGGCUGAAUGCUAUCUGUGCACAAGUCAUUCCUUUCCUGUCCCAAGAGCACCAGCAACAAGUGGUGCAGGCUGUGGAACGGGCCAAGCAGGUGACCAUGGCAGAACUGAACGCCAUCAUUGGGCAACAACUCCAGGCCCAGCAUUUAUCACAUGGACAUGGUCUGCCGGUGCCUCUGACUCCACACCCUUCGGGGCUUCAGCCCCCUGCCAUUCCACCCAUUGGUAGUAGUGCCGGGCUUCUGGCCCUCUCCAGUGCCCUGGGAGGUCAGUCCCACCUUCCAAUUAAAGAUGAGAAGAAGCACCAUGACAAUGAUCAUCAAAGAGACAGAGACUCCAUCAAGAGCUCUUCGGUAUCCCCAUCAGCCAGUUUCCGAGGUGCUGAAAAGCACAGAAACUCCACAGACUACUCCUCUGAGAGCAAAAAGCAGAAAACUGAAGAAAAGGAGAUUGCAGCUCGUUAUGACAGCGAUGGUGAGAAGAGUGAUGACAACUUGGUGGUUGACGUUUCCAAUGAGGAUCCAUCUUCCCCUCGAGGGAGCCCAGCACAUUCCCCAAGAGAGAAUGGCCUGGACAAGACACGCCUGCUCAAGAAAGAUGCCCCGAUUAGUCCAGCCUCUAUUGCAUCUUCCAGCAGUACUCCUUCCUCCAAAUCCAAAGAACUUAGCCUUAAUGAAAAAUCUACUACUCCUGUUUCAAAGUCCAAUACCCCUACUCCACGAACUGAUGCACCUACCCCAGGCAGUAACUCCACUCCUGGAUUGAGGCCUGUACCUGGAAAACCACCAGGAGUCGACCCCUUGGCCUCGAGCCUAAGGACCCCGAUGGCAGUACCUUGUCCAUAUCCAACCCCAUUUGGGAUUGUGCCCCAUGCUGGCAUGAAUGGAGAGCUAACCAGCCCCGGAGCUGCCUACGCUGGGCUGCACAACAUCUCCCCUCAGAUGAGCGCGGCUGCAGCCGCCGCCGCCGCUGCUGCCGCCUACGGGAGGUCACCGGUGGUGGGGUUUGAUCCGCAUCAUCACAUGCGUGUGCCAGCAAUACCUCCAAACCUGACAGGCAUUCCAGGAGGAAAACCAGCGUACUCCUUCCACGUUAGUGCAGACGGCCAGAUGCAGCCCGUCCCCUUUCCCCCCGACGCCCUCAUCGGACCCGGCAUCCCCCGCCACGCUCGCCAGAUCAACACGCUCAACCACGGGGAGGUGGUGUGUGCAGUGACCAUCAGCAACCCCACGAGACACGUGUACACGGGCGGGAAGGGCUGCGUCAAGGUCUGGGACAUCAGCCACCCUGGCAAUAAGAGUCCUGUCUCUCAGCUCGACUGUCUGAACAGGGAUAACUACAUCCGCUCCUGCAGAUUGCUCCCUGAUGGUCGCACCCUAAUUGUUGGCGGGGAGGCCAGUACUCUGUCCAUCUGGGACCUGGCGGCUCCGACCCCGCGCAUCAAGGCAGAGCUGACGUCCUCGGCCCCCGCCUGCUACGCCCUGGCCAUCAGCCCCGAUUCCAAGGUCUGCUUCUCGUGCUGCAGCGACGGCAACAUCGCCGUGUGGGAUCUGCACAACCAGACGCUGGUGAGGCAAUUCCAGGGCCACACAGACGGAGCCAGCUGUAUUGACAUUUCUAAUGAUGGCACCAAGCUCUGGACGGGCGGUUUGGACAACACUGUCAGGUCCUGGGACCUGCGAGAAGGGCGCCAGCUGCAGCAGCACGACUUCACCUCCCAGAUCUUUUCUCUGGGCUACUGCCCAACCGGAGAGUGGCUCGCAGUGGGGAUGGAGAACAGUAACGUGGAAGUGUUGCAUGUCACCAAGCCAGACAAAUACCAGCUACAUCUUCAUGAGAGCUGUGUGCUGUCGCUGAAGUUUGCCCACUGUGGCAAAUGGUUUGUAAGCACUGGAAAGGACAACCUUCUGAAUGCCUGGAGAACACCUUAUGGGGCCAGUAUAUUCCAGUCCAAAGAAUCCUCAUCGGUGCUUAGCUGUGACAUCUCUGUGGAUGACAAAUAUAUUGUCACUGGCUCUGGGGAUAAGAAGGCCACGGUUUAUGAAGUUAUUUAUUAAGGACAAAUCUUCAUGCAAACUGGACUCCUUCUCCUUGUAGCACUUUGCUCUAUCAUUUUUUUUUUUGUUCACCCCCUGCCCUCGCAUCUAAAACCAAGGAUUUCAAAUACUCAUUGCAGUUGUGAAGUUUAAUCCCCUCCCUUGACCCAACUUCCUACUUGCUGUUGAAUUGUGAAUACUCAUUAAAACCUGUGAUACCAAAUCUUCAGCUAUCUACUUGGAAGAACAUGGAAUAAGCAUACUUAACAGUGAACGGAAUCUUUAAUUAUGUAUUAUAUCUGUAAUAUAUUUAUUUUGUUUAAAGAAGGCUUUCUAACAAUGACUGACUAAAUAAAGCUGUCUGCUCCUGCAUUGAUAAUGAAGGUGCGUUGUAUUUGAUACCCCUCCCCCCUUUUUUUGGCAAAGGAGGGGAAAGGAAGGUUUAAAAUAAUUGAUUAAAAAUGUCACUAAAUGUAGACUAAUAACUAUAUAGAGAUGUGAAAUGUAUAAUUAUACAUGGAAGCAAUAUGUUGCUGUGUUAUUAGGUUUUUUGUUUUUGUUUUCUACUUAUUUCAAAGAUGUUUGGAAAUUUGGCUGAACAAUUAGAACAUGACAGGCCAAGUCAUAUUCAUUUGGGUCUAUUUAGACAACUUUAACCAGUAUAUCUAUAGCUUUAGAUGAUAUUUGAUAAAAGUCAUUGGACUUUUUUCUUUUUUCUUUUUUUGACUUGUUGACAAGUGUCUUUGUAAUAUGUUUUUAGUUCCCUUUUUUAUUGUAUUAUAGACAGAUGAACAAAUUAAAUUGGCCUCAAAGAGAGAACUUAAUCCCUUCUGGAUAUUUUUGCCACGUUUGUUUGCAAAGGGAGAUAUAUAUCUUUGGGCAGUUUUGUUAUUACAGAAAUUAUGGCUAUUUUGUGGCAUGCUCUUUGGGAGCUGCACAGAUACGGGGAAGGACUCCCACCGCUGGGCAAGUCAAGUCUUUUACAAAACAAGGACAGUGGAGGAGGGUUUGCAGAGACCUCCCUCUGAAAAACACAAAGAACGGACUCUCCUGGGAUGAGGACUUGCUUUCUUUACCUCCGGUUCUUUCCAUGUCUUAGUUGGAUGUCCCUGAAAUGGACACAGGCUGUGCCAUUGUGCCAGAAACAUUGUGUUAUCUUUUAUGUUGUUGUUGUUGCUGUUAAAACUAUAAUAUGUGACUCCUUUUUUUAUUAUUAUUUUUUUUUUGUUUGAAUGCUUUAAAAAUCUUUUAAGUCUGUGGAUCUGCUGAUGUACAGUGCCUUUGCUGCUAUGGAUCAAAAUCAAAAGAACCGUGUAGAUAAACUUUAUUGUAUAAGUAGAAAAUUACUUAAUUUCAUACUAGAAAUGGAUGGAUGCUGCAAGUUGAAAUGGACUGUCCAUUGACGUUCCUAAUGUGGUAGCAGAAAAAAAAAAUGGUGUCUUAAGUGCUUAGUGUUUGAUGUCAUUAACAGUUUCGUAAAACUCUACAGUGUAGAAAGAUUUUGAUACUAAACUGUGCAUUGUACAUAGUUCUAAUGCAUUGUAUUGACCACCAGUACUUCUAUAAUGGUAGAUUGUUUGUGCAUUCAGACUUUUAAGCAUUAAACAUACAUAACUUCUAGUA